This is a messenger RNA of Oppiella nova, 1597 nucleotides long. The record is from the annotation of a GenBank genome assembly. NCBI's taxonomy places the organism in Eukaryota, Metazoa, Arthropoda, Arachnida, Sarcoptiformes, Oppiidae.
GUUGUUGUCAUUUGCCAUACAUUUGAGUGAAACACAGACAACCACUUCAUGCCAUCACCCUUUGGGAUCAGUUGCACGCAAUUGUCUCACUUGUCACCCGUCAACACAUCCAAAGAGUGAGUGGUGUUUGAGACCAAUCCUCCGCACAUACAAAGACACUGCUCUUGGAGUGAAUCGUGUGUUUGAUUGAACUGCUCGUGAGGUGACAACAGAUCCCUGAAGAAUGCCAUUAGAAGACAACAAACCGGAGACACUGACCACGAGUACAGACACGCCGUAUGAGUUGGAGUCGCAGUUCAUACUACGGUUGCCAUCGCUGGCCGCCGCCAGUCUUCGGGCAGCCGUCAGAUCAGGUGUGAUGAAUCUGAAGGAGAGGCUCACCGUUCAGAUCGAGCCGGACAUCCGUCGCGGAACCGUUCGCUUCGACGGGUGGGUAUUGCCCGCGAAGAUCAUGGAUUUGCCGACUAUUAUAGAGUCCCACAAAACACUCGACGGAAAGAACUUCUAUAAGACGGCAGACAUUUGCCAACUCAUGGUCUGCAAGGAGGACACCGACGACACGGCCGGCGCCCCUAAACCGGACGACACGACCACAACGGCCGCCGCUGCGGACGACCCGCACGGACAGCGAAAGGGAAAGGACGGGAAGGACAGGAAGCACUUGUGGCCGCACGGGAUUACACCGCCGCUCAAGAAUGCGCGCAAAAAGCGGUUUCGGAAGACCCUGAAGAAGAAAUACGUGGACUUCCCGGAGAUCGAGAAGGAAGUGAAGCGUCUGUUCCGGACGGACAACGAGGCGAAGAGCGUCCGCUACGAAGUGGUGAACGCGGACGACGAGCUCCGGGCGGACUCGAUGGCCAAGUCGUCGGGCGCGCGAUCCCCGGGCCGGGCGGCUGCCGGUGCUGGCGGUGGCCAUGGCUUCGAUGUGGGCGAACACGACAUCUUCGGCGAUGUCGUCAGCAGUAGUGAUGACGACGACGACACCCGACAUAAUAGGGACGACUCGGGAGAUGACAGCCGUAUGUCGUCGAGCAUUAGGGACGCGUUGCUAAUGAAGGACAGGUCGUCGCCCGAGAAAUACGUGACGGAGUUCUCCAGAGGUAUGCUGUCGGAUAGCGCUAUGGGUGGGGACGCGUUGGCAACGGCCGGCACGUCAGGCGCCGGUAACUACGGCUACGAUAUGGACGACGAGGCCAUGGAGUCGUCCAACGCCGUGGACGCGAUGGGCGCCGCACUGGCGGAGGACACGGCGGCCACCAGUGCUCUAGAGAGGGGUCAGGAGAACGAGCAGUUGUGGGACAAACUCAAUGAGAUCGAGGCUGAGAUACAGGCGCUGCAGUCGCAGAGGUUGAACCAGCAGAUGGAAAUGGAUAACAUCGAGAACAUGGCGCUGAAGCAGCGGUUCCAGAGCCAGAUCAACGAACUCAAGGCUCAGGAGGGCUCCAAACGCAGGGAAUACGACGAACUCCAGGCCCUACUCAGUGGCCAAUGAGCGGACGCUUCUGUAUUAUAUUCAACACUAAAAUAACUGUUCAUUAAAAGCAUUGUUUUAUACAAAAUAAAUCAUAUAUUAUUAAAAUUAAACCCAAAUUAAAAA